Molecule: messenger RNA, 1152 nt
Organism: Paramuricea clavata
Lineage: Eukaryota; Metazoa; Cnidaria; Anthozoa; Malacalcyonacea; Plexauridae
Source: the annotation of a GenBank genome assembly
AUGAUAGAGAAAAUCCAGUUGGAACUCAACUCUCAUGAUUUGGCAAUAAAGGACAACCAACAUGCUUUCGUUAAAAAUCGAUCUACUGUUUCAGCCCUGAUCUCGAUGACCCAGAAGAGGUUUGACGUAACAGAUAACUCCAAUAUUGGAAGAAAAGGGGUCCAUACUACGUUCUUGGACUUCAAAAAAGCAUUCGACCUUGUCGACCAUAGAAUUCUAUUAAUAAAAUUAGCGGAAAUGAAUGUAUCGAAGGCCUUCUGGUCAUGGGUGAAGUGUUUCCUUACAGAGCGGACUCAACAUGUGAAUUUACAUGGUGUUAUAUCUUCAAGCGCCCCCUGUCCAGCUGGAGUCCCGCAAGGCUCCGUUAUUUCUCCAACACUGUUCAAUAUUCAUAUCAAUGAUUUGGAAAACACGUUAACAAACAACCUUACAAACACGCACAAGUAUACAGACGACUGCACUCUUGAUGAGGUCGUUGCAAACGGAGCCCUUUCAAAUAUGCAGGAAUCGACUAAUCAAGUGAUGAAUUGGGCCAAUGAUAAUAAAAUGAUGGUGAACCCCAAAAAAACUAAGGACAUGUGGAUCAGUUUUUCCCAAUCCUCUUCUGAACCCCCACCUAUACAAACGGAUGGAAUUGAAAUAGAAAGAGUAAACUCCUUCAAACUUCUCGGUGUAUGGGUGAAAAAUGACUUAAAGUGGAAUACCCAUGUUUGUAAAAUAACAAAAAGAGCAAAUAAGCUAUUAUUCCUUCUCAGAGAGUGUAGGAAAUCCUUCCUACCACCCGAGAUUGGUUUAUUAACAUAUACGUCGAAGAUCCGGCCAAUACUUGAAUACGCCUCUCCAGUUUGGGGCGGAAUCCCUAAAUAUCUUGAAGCAGAAAUUGAACGUGUUCAACAAAGAAGCUUGAGAAUCCUAGGACUUGAGAAAGAUACCCUCCCUACACUAAAAGAAAGAAGGGACAAGGCAACAUGCAACGAGCUGAAAAGGAUCGUGAAAGUCCCAAAAAACCCAUGUAAUCGUUUCCUAUCUGGUAAUGAGAAUCACACUUACGAACUGAGAAGGACCAGAGACAGCAUUCCAAGACAGCUCUCAAAAACACACAGGCAUAGUACGUCUUUUAUCCCAAGGGCGUGUAGAUUAACCAACUCAUGA